UUCAUCGUGUCAGUGUGAAAGGUAUUCUAUGAUUGUAUAGAUCUUCGUGCCGGUAAAAUAUGUGAGUGUUCAGUAAAAUUCCGUCCGUUUAAAAAUAACGUGUGUGAAAGAAGACUAGACAUUCCAACAAUAUAAUAACUUCUACAGAACCUCAUUCUUUGAGAGGCAACUGGUCUAGCUUUAUACAGUCACAGUUUGUAUUGCUCUCCCCGAUUAAUUUCAGAAAGUAUUAGACCCAGCAAAAGGUUUGGAAAUAUGGUGAUAGACCUAAUUACACUAUAAAGCUAGACCAGCACCAUAGUUUCAGGAACCUUGUAAGGUUAGGAAUAAAUAAGAGAUGGAUCGAGUCGGAAGGGGUAGAUCAAGGGGAGGACGAGUGCUGCAGGUCUCAGAACUGGGUCGAGGUAUGGGCCAUGGCAAGAUCAUGGCCGGGCGCGGAAUUUAUGUGGUGACCGACAAUGAUCACAUCAAAAGCAAUAUCAUUUCUAACAAGACAGAAUCUGAGCCUUUGGAAGAACAAUUGUCUCAGCUAGUAAAGACUGAGACAGGUUGUUUUAUCCGCAUCACUUUGGACUAUUUCACCUCCAAUAGUGACAUACAGUACUACACAGAUAAAGUAAUGGACAAAAUAUUGAAAAGUAGUUCAUCUUUUAUGGUGGAACAGUUUUCUAUGUGUUUCAAGCUGGUGACAUUGUUGGAAACUUAUGGGGAAGAUAUAAAAAAGAACAUGUUUUUUAGGCUUCAAAACACCUUCCAAGACGUACAGAUCCUCAUGCAAGAUCACGACUGUCUCAGUGAAGAAGAGAGAGAUAAAGUGCGUAACGUCUGUGAACUCUUGGGUCAGUUGUACUUCCGAUUCCGGAUACAGCUGGGAUUUUUCAAGAGGUAUACAGUGUUUGUUACACCUGCCAUUGAGUGUAUGAGAUUCCUACUGAGGUUGAAAGGUGAAAAAGAACUCGCCGUUCUCGUUAAGUUGGUGGUGCUGAACUACGCAUCACUGUGUGAGGUGUCUGAGAAGCAAGUGCAAGAGAGUUGUAGUGAGUUGAACGUGGAGGUGCGGAAAGCAAUAUUGCAGCCUGACACGACAGAAACAGUGCGCACGUGGCUGCUGUGUAUAACGGACUGCAUAGCAUAUAAAGGGGAGCUGCCGCCGGAGCUUGUCAAACUGUACACGGAGCUGCUGGGCAGUAGUGCGAUACAUACACCUCCUACACACAUGCUAGCUGAGGUUCCGGCUGAUCUCGCACUGUCUCAAGCCCACAUGUUCUCUGUCCCUCUCGAUGAGUACAAUAAACUCAGAAUUACUCCUUGCAGGCCACAAGAUGAAUGAAGUGUUUGAAAAAAGGAAAUGGUAUUUGUGGAUUCGCCUAAAUUCAGACUUAAACUAAUUUAUAUACAGACUUUGUAAAUAUGAUAGUGAUCAUUAAGAUUUUUUAUUUUCCCCAAAAAAAUUAAGAAUCUAUAUGUAGGCAUUCUAACAACAGCAUGCACUCUUCGCCUUUAGAUUGAAAAAGUACCCAUUAUUCUAGUGGUAUAUCUGUUUCUAUGAAAUUUCUUAACCAUUUAAGUGAUUAUAUUCUAUGAAAACUUUUUUUCCAUAAUAUUUACUUUUGUAUUGCGUUGUGAAGUUCAACCGCAAAGCACGUGUGAAAAAUGUCUUCACAAAGAGUUAUAAUUAAAUUAUUUAUCUACGAACAUAAAUUAUCCAGAACUAUUGUAUGAAAUUAAGUGGUCUUCAGAAAGAAUUAUGAAGAUAUAUACAUUUAUUUUGUUCUUGUUGAUGAAAUUUAAAAAGGCUUUAACGUAAAUUUUUUAAAGGAUUGCAUUUAUGGAGAUGCCUUCAUUACAUUUUCAAGGUUAUAGUGGUAAAAAUUAUAGGUUAUCACGAUACCACAUUUUACAUUUUCUUCGAAAACUUUAAGAAUGUAAAUGGAUUGAAGAAUUAAUAAAAAGUUUAAUUGACAGCCCACAGCCUGGAGACACCAGAGGCAGCCACAAGUUCAGAUAUCAGUUCUAAGUUGCAUGAAAAUGAAAAUACUGCAAGAAUAAAAACAAUAGUAAUGAAAUAUGUCUUUUGUUUUGACAAGUCCUAAAUUUAUUUAUAAGAUUUAUUAUGCUAGAUGAGAAAAGCAAACAAAAUAUUUUAAAUUUAAGAACAAAUUAUAAUUUGGCCAAAUAAUAAUGGUAACAAAAAAACGUUUUCACACUAGAUGGAAGCUUCCAGUGCUGAAAUGUACUCUACUGUAAGUAUUGUGAAUUAUGUUUGUAGUAUACGUAGAGGGAAGUUUUCCUUUGAAAAUUUAGAAAUGAUUAACUGAGCCAUUAUAGUUGUUAAUAUAUAUAUACAACGUCCCACAAGUAAUCCGAAAAACUUUUCAAGUGGUUUCCUCUUAUCGAAAUAAUGAAAAAUGUUCAUAUAAACAUAUUUCCUGAAACGCUUUGUUAGCAAGCUACGAUUAGCGAAAGAUUUCACCUGAUUUUCUUGGAAAGUACGGAAAUAAAGCGAACCGAUGUUUUUAUGGAGUAAAGAAAGUUGUUUAAUUUAUUGGAUUUUAUGUCAAUUGAACUCAAAAAUUGAAUAAAAUACAUCCCAGACCUGUAAGACACCCGUUUCUGAGAUAUCAAACAAAAUAUGCUAAAUUCAGUCUCGAAAAACAUGUUGUUUUUUUUUUAGAUUUGAAGUGCAUUAACUUUAUUAAAUGGGUAAUAAACACGCAAACUUUAAAACCAAAACGUAUAGAUAAUGUAGGUUAAUUCUGAAGAGAAUUAUGUAAAAAAGGCCAAUAAUAAACAAACUUAAAGUUCAAAAAAUUAAUUUCUAAUUAAAUCAACAUAUACAAAAAAUGACAGAAAAUGUUUAUUAAAUCUGUUUAUUAAAUGAAAGUUCUUCGUAAAAACUAAACAUUUAAAGAGUGUUGUCAGUCAAGUAAAUGGUCACAAAACAUGUACAGUAAUUAAUAUUGUAGGUUUAGGAACAAGAUUUUAAAAAUACAGUGUCAAUUGAAAUUCUUUUAGUUUGCAUUUGAGAAUCGAGAGUUGGCAACAAUAUCUGAAUACAAGUUAUUAAUGUACAGCUGUCCAAAAAUUCAGCUGUUGCAGUAACUCUUUCAUCAUCUUUGGUUUGUGCACUGUAUAUAUAUUAUUUGUACUUUAUUCGUGCUUUUUAACAACAAGAUACCGUUUACAUUUUCUUCAAGUAUGGAGAUAUUGUUUUUGUCCAUGGUUUUACCAAUGGAAAUAGUCGUGCAGCUAAACGUGAAUAUGAAAGACGAUUUCCGAAUAGAAGAACACCUACUUACGUAACAUUUGCAUUGGUUUUCAAUAACUUACGGAAAAAUAGAACUUUUCCAACCGUUAAUUGCUUGAGAGAACAGCCUGUACAUGAACAAGAUAAUAUCAUUGACAUAAUAGAAUGUAAUCCUCAACUUAGCACUAGCGGAUUUUCAAAUAGAUUAAAUUCAAAUUAUUUAUUGCCAGAACAUCUUUACAAUGUAUAGCAGUGUCAGAAACAAAUUCAGCAUAUACUAUCAUCCAUUAUAUGCAUUGCCUAGACCUAGUAACAAGUAUGUAUCCAAUUACAGCAUAAUAACCAUUAAUGUCAUAUGGGCUGAUAUUAAUCAAUAGCUUUUUUACACUUUUCUUGAAACAAUUAAUUUCAAGAGAUUUAAGAUGAGAAGGAAGAGUUGUAGAGUUUAAUGCCUGUUUCAGCAAAACAAUUUAAGACUACAUUGAGAUAUUCUAAGAGAAUUUGAGUUUCUAGUCAUAUGGUUAUGUACAGAUCUAUUUGUAGUUAUGGGAUGUAAAUUUCUUUUUAUAUACAAUAGGCAAUCUAAAAUAUAAAGUGCAGGUACUGUAAGAAUACCAUACUUUUUAAAUAAAAGUUUACAGUGAGUCCUUAUGAUUACAUUAGCUAUAAUCUUAAUAGCACGUUUUUGUAAAAUUAAUAAUUUUUUUGUGUUACAAUCAUUGCCCCACACAAUAAUUCCAUUAAACAUCUCGUAAUGCAGUCUGGAGAGCAAGAAAACAACUUUUAUCCAUAUCAUAUACAAAUGUGAUGGUGCACCGGUACAUUAUUUACAAAAUGUUAGGGAGCACGUGCAUAUAAGUUUUCCAGGCAGAUGGAUCGGUCAAGGUGGACCAAUUAAUUGGCCUCCUAGGUCUUCUGAUUUAAAUCCCUUGGAUUAUUACCUUUGGGGUCAUUUAAAGUAACUUGUAUACGCAGAACCAGUCAAUUCCAAAGAAGAAUUAUUGAACAAAAUUUUAAUUGCUUGUGAACUACUUAAGAACGACCGAGAUGCUAUCAAAAAAGCUACACGUGGUUUCGUUAAAUGCACUAGAUAGUGCAUAAAUGAUCAAGGAAUCAUUUUGAACACCAUUUAUAAGGUAUGAAAAUUAGAAUAAAAUAAAAUAUAAUAGAAUAAAAGAUUAGCGAAGAUCAGCAAUUAAAAUUUUUGUUUUUCUGCAUAAGAGAUACGUUUAAAUAAGGACAAAAUAACUCUAAAAAUGUUUCUCUUGUUCCAAGAAGAACGCUAAUGGUUUGAGGGUUAAAAGGUUAAAGGGCAGUCCUCCCAUCAGCCUGUGUAAGUGUCUGUGUGAUAACACUUGAUAGAAAGGCCCUUCAGAUUGAAACAUGGUACAUAGGAUAAUUUUAGUCCAAGGAAGAACUCUAUUGAUUUUGGAGUUAAAAGGUAAAAGAGGAUGCACUAAUAGGAAGGUGAAUUGGAGCUAAACUCAAUAAAUCAACCCUUGCCACCAUAGGCUACGUCUUUUGUUUUGUUGUACCGGGUCUUUCGAUACAAUUGUAUCAGUUUAUUAGUUAUAGAAAGUAUUAUUUGUAUAACACUGAUGGUAUUAUAACUCUUAAAUUAUUGGAAUUUUAAUAUACUUGUCAAGUUACCUUUACAACCUUUAGAAACUCCGCAUUGAAACCUAAUGAUAUAUAAAUAGCUAUAAGUGUAUAAAGACAUUUCUAAAAGCACAGACUUGGUUUGGUUAUUUUUGUAGAUGUAUUCACUUGUAAUGAUUCAAUGUUAUUGUGUACCUACUAAUAAUGGGCUGAUUCCAAAAGGUUUUAUUCCGUUCCUACCAAAAAUUGUGGUCUCGAUAUCAGUUCUAAUUCCUGUGUUAAUUUUUACUAAAAAAUAAAAAUAUGGCCCAUUUCUGUAUAAUUUCUAUCACAAUUUGUAUUAGAGAUAUGCUGUUAACAAACAGUAAAAUGUUAUUCUAAUACUGACGCCGUACCAAAAUUUGGUCACAAUUCAGAAUUUUAUACCAAUUCCUGAGUAAAUAAUAAGUGAAAAUAACUUAAUAUUAUUAAUAACUACAUAGGAACAACUACAGAAUUUAGAUAUGAUAGGAAGAGCAGGCUUACCUUUACCAGACUAAAAGGAUGUUCCUCUUCUUCAUCACAGAGACGUAAAAAAAACAAACUCUGUGAAGAAGUUAAUUUUGCUCUUCUUAUACUAUCUAAAUACUCAUGUUAAAACCUGACUCUUUGGCCUCUUUAAUCAUAAAUAGUGACUAAGAAAACAAUACAAUAAAUAGUAUUGUGAUGAAUUUGGUCAAUAGGAGUAGCUAAUCAAAAACUAAACAAGCCACUCUUAGCUUUGAUGAAAUAGUUUAGUAUACAAAAAAUACAUGAUAUUCUUAUAGAGGACAUAUUUAUAAACUGCAAAAACUAGGGUAUAAACAGAAAUCAGCAAAUGUCUGUUUGUUUCCUUACGAGGCAAUGCACUAAUAGACAUCGGAAAUGGUAAUUGUAAGCUAAAUAUUAUUCACUAAACAAUGAUAAUUUGGUAAUCAAUCUAUGCGUUUUCAUUCUCAAAAUAAAACAAAACGUUUUAGCAAUAGUUAAUUUACGUACUAUCGAUCAGUUGUACGCGAAUAGUUGCAGCAAACUUGUAGUGAUGUGCGAUCAAAAAAUGUCUAAAAUACGGAGAUAAAAUUAUUUAUUACUUAUAAAAUUAUGGUAGGCUACUUUGUUAAAUUGGUCAUCUGUCUAGCUAACAUAUUUGAACUAAUUGAAUUUAAUAGUCUGAAAAAUCUUGGAAAUUUGUAGUUGUGUGUACUUAUUUCUCUAAUAAUAAAGUUGUAUCUAACUGAUACAACAUUAGUGCUCUUUGUUGAGGGAUUCUGUACUUGACUAAUCUAAUUCAGUGAGGGAGCCAGCAGGGAGUCCAAGGGGUGCGGACCACCCCAAAUUUUCAAAUACUUUUUAGCAAACUAUUAUUAUUAUUUAGAUAAAUAAUUCAGUAUUAGUGUCAUUUAUUAAUGAGAUACAUAUUAUCAAGAUUGAAACAGGUCAAGAACUUUUGAAGGAACAAAGUGGGGAAUGAGCUGUUGACUGCAUUUGCCUUACUUUCUGCUCACUAUGAGAAAAUAUCAGUCAUCUGGACCACCCCCCCCAAAUGUUUUCCCACUUACGUUCUUGAGAGUCAAAAUACCCAAGAACCAAAAUACUACUUGAGAGCCCUUGCCUAAUUCAUUUUAAAAAUAUCUAAUGUCACUAUAACAGGAAAAACUAAAUUUUACAAUUUGUCAAGAAUUCUAUUUUCAGGGGAAAUAGUUAGUGUUUAGUUCCAAUAAAUUAUUGAAAUGUUAUUGUUUUUAUAAAUAAUACAAACAUAUUUUACUGAUUACCUCAUAGCAUAAAAGUACAUGGUUAGUUUGAUGUUAUAAGAACAUGAGUGUCAUUCUUGUGAUUGUGAUAAAUGAGAGAUUGUAAGAUUGGGUAACUUGCGGAAGUUUUGUGAUAUUGUGUUAUGUACAAAACUAAGCGAUUGAACUUUUAUAAGUACAUGUAUAAUGGUUUUGUUUGUGAUAUUGCCCUAUGUGUUGUGUACAAAAUUAAUAAAUUGUUUUUUUAUAAGUACA
This is a messenger RNA of Homalodisca vitripennis (glassy-winged sharpshooter), 6873 nucleotides long. RefSeq lists its product as uncharacterized. Bases 338 to 1330 code for a protein of 330 amino acids. The transcript has 6 exons. The record is from RefSeq and is a predicted model, not a curated record. NCBI's taxonomy places the organism in Eukaryota, Metazoa, Arthropoda, Insecta, Hemiptera, Cicadellidae.